Molecule: messenger RNA, 2258 nt
Organism: Cygnus olor (mute swan)
Lineage: Eukaryota; Metazoa; Chordata; Aves; Anseriformes; Anatidae
Gene: LAPTM4A
Product: lysosomal protein transmembrane 4 alpha
Exons: 7
Coding region: 975-1550 (191 amino acids)
Cellular component (GO): lysosomal membrane
Source: RefSeq, a predicted model, not a curated record
GGGAGGAGGAAAUAAAAAGCUUGAAAAGGCAUUGAAAGCCGGAGUGGAGAAGCAGGAAACGAGUGAUACUAGUAACAGAAACUAUGCCCCUGUAAGUCCUGAAUAGGCUCUAAAUGCUGUGAAGGCAAUUUUCCAGAGGUUUCAGCAGCUUUUGAUUCUUUGAGCUCUUACUGUUACUGAAAGCAUUUCUGGUAUGUACCAAAAUGGAGAAACAGAAAUAGUCUUCAACAGCAGGGUAAGGAAAGGGACUGGUGUGCAUGUAGCCAGUGCGGGAUGCUUAUGGAUUUUGGAGUUCUGUCUGUGUGUGAAAUUUCUUUAAUUUCACUUGAGUUUGCAUAGGCAGUCUGAGGAGGUUUUAAUAAAUGAUCUAGUCUAUUAAAUCUAAUAUGGGGGAGAAACAGGAAGCAAGCUACGGCUGAGGAUUCAAGCUAUAACCUAAGUUUUCUCUCGUGGUCGGUAUUUAAUGUAUUGUGUUUGCACAUCCCCUUGCAUUGCUUGCCCUGAAGAGUAGGGUGCAGUACCUUAGUUGUGCAUUAAAUCAACUCCACCUUUCAGAUUGUUGGAGGAAGCAGAAACUCUUUGCAAAUGUGCCUAGUUCAUCAUUGUACCUUUUCCUUCCUGCCUCUUUUAACUGUUCCCAGUUUUCCAGUCCACAUGGCUGUGUAUUGAUCGUGCAGUAUCAGCUCGUGGCACUUGAAUCCCUACAAACCCUAUCUGUCCUCUUCAUUUGCAGCUUUACUUAAUUACGAUUCAUUAAAACUAGCAUCUGUGUAGUGCAUUUUUUUGGUAGGAUUUUAACUAAAUCAGCUUGAAACUUAAAUGGUUCUGUUGUCUGCCCCCCUCCCCCCCGCCAAUCGAAGAGCUUAUUUCUAAUUGAAAUGAAAGAUUUAAUACUGUCCUUAAAACGAUCAUAGCUGUUGCUGUGUGAAGAACUUCUAGGUAACUGUGGUCUUUCUCAGGUGGUGAAUUUGCUGAUGGGCAUCUUGCUGACUGUGGAAGUGACUCAUCCGAACAUAGUGCCAACUGUUGAUAUCCAGUAUGAAGUCAUCGGGAACUACUAUGCUUCCGAGAGAAUGGCUGAAAAUGCCUGCGUUCUAUUUGCCAUCUCCCUCCUCAUGUUCACAAUCAGUGCAAUGAUGGUGUACGGUGCAAUUGCUCAUCGUGUAGGCUGGCUGAUCCCGUUCUUCUGUUACCAGCUCUUUGACUUUGUGCUUAGUUGUCUGGUUGCAAUCAGUUCUCUAACUUACUUGCCCAGAAUCAAGGAUUACCUGGAUCAGUUGCCGGAUUUCCCUUACAAAGAUGACCUUCUUUCACUGGAUUCCAGCUGUCUCUUGUUUAUUGUUCUGGUAUUCUUUGCUUUAUUUAUCAUUCUAAAGGCGUAUCUAAUCAACUGUGUAUGGAACUGUUAUAAAUACAUCAGCAACAGAAAUUUGCCGGAGAUAGCUGUGUACCCUGCAUUUGAAGCUCCUCCACAGUAUGUUCUGCCAACCUAUGAAAUGGCAGUGAAGAUGCCUGAGAAGGAACCUCCACCUCCCUACAUACCUGCCUGAAGCAACUUUUAUGUUAAUUAACAUCUGUACCAGCUUCUUGGGGGUUUUGUCUUUUAAUCUUGCAAAACUGCUUAAGUAAUAGAAAUAUUCAGGGCUUUAGGAGCAAACUGUUCUGUUUAAAAUGUUUGAUAUAAACUUACUAAGCAAAACAUCUGGGAGUGAUUUUGUUUGCUUUAAUUUUUGUUCUCCUUAAUGCUCUUAAACAUUUUAUUGCCUGAGGGCUUUAUACUGCAUAAACUUAUUUGUGUGACUAACUUGUGGCUUUUAAUAUCAACUGAGCCAAUAUAUGAUUAAAGUUAGCUACAAAUAUAAGUGUCUGCAGGAUCGUGCCCUUAAUUUAUAUUAAUUUUUUUUGUAAAGUAGUUCAUAAAGACAAUCUGAUUGUGCAGCAAAAUGAUAGUUUGCCUUUAUCCAGUUUUUGGAGGGGGAGGGGUUUGAAUGUGGUAUAUACAUGAAUUUUUUUACUUUGCACUUUUCUCAUAUGUUAUCUUACCUUCCUGUGUUGUUUUUUUGUUUAUCCCAUGUCCUGAAACAUAGUAUUUUCAGGAAGAAGCGAGGUUGGCACAGGAGUUGUAUUACAAUGUGCUGUGAGUGCAAGAAAAAUAAAUAGAAAUGUAGAUGAUGGUUGCAUGCUUCUAAUCUUAUAUGUAUUUUCUUCUUUGUGAUAAAUGAUACUUAAAUAAAUCUUUUACGAAAUGUUUACCAGUA